Molecule: messenger RNA, 1093 nt
Organism: Closterium sp. Naga37s-1
Lineage: Eukaryota; Viridiplantae; Streptophyta; Zygnematophyceae; Desmidiales; Closteriaceae
Source: the annotation of a GenBank genome assembly
CAUCGAGUUCUGGGGCACUCCCGAGCUGCUUCAAGCGCGCGAGGCCAGACUAGCCGCGUCAUCUGCAAGCAGCAGAGGGAACAGCGUAACAAGCGGCGGCGGCAGCAGCAGCAGCAGCAGCAGCGGUGACACAAGAGAGAGCAGCAGCGACGCAUACAAGGAUGUGGGGGGUAUCCGGGGCAUGGCAGGGAGCGAUCGUCUCACCACACCUCUCGCUGCCACCCGCUUUCCAAACUCAGGCAGAGCCAACAGUUUAAUGACGUCUGGCGGUAGCAGCAGCUCUAUAAAUCCUGCAGCUGACUCGAGUGGCUUUGGGAAGCCGGGAGGUUCGGAGUGGGUGUUUAAUGAAAGCCGGGUUGUAAAGGUGUCGUCUACACCCAGGGUGUAUGUGUAUAAAGGGCUCCUGUCUCCAGACGACUGUGCUUUCCUAGUGGCCAUGGCGAGGCCAAAGGUUACUCGGCAGAGGCUGUUCAGUGCCACGUAUCUGCGCAAGUACCAGAACCCACGCCUUCGGGCCAUAGAGGACCGGAUUGCAUCCUUUCUUUUCCUUCCCAGAGACCCGCAGGCUCGGACGCAGGUUCGGUUCAACGAGGGUCAGGCAUACGACGUGCAUCUGGAGUUUUACCGGGAUAAUGUCGACACACAGAGGUCCGGCCACCGGGUGGCAACGCUUGUCCUAUUCCUCUCGGACGUACAAAGGGGCGGCGAAGUGAACUUCCCUCAGGGCAAGUCGGAGCACUCACAUUGGCCUUGGGACUCGUCCCUCUCUCCAUGUGCCCGCCAAGGGGUCUCAGUCCCACCAGUCAAAGGAGACGCACUGCUCUUCUUCAAAGUAACCUCGUCUGGUUACCACGACCCGUCUGCCGCCCGCCGUAACUGCCCGGUUCUCGAGGGCGCACCCAAGUGGACGGCGGAAAAAUCCAUCGCCAUCCAGAAGUACACUGCGCGGCGGGAUUUGAUUGGGUGCGUGGACGAGCAUCCGUUCUGCAAGGUUUGGGCGGCGCGAGGGGAGUGCAAGGGGUACAAGGAUUAUAUGAUUGGAAAUGCAGAGUCGUUUGGGUACUGUAGAAAGUCGUGUCAAGCUUGUUCCUAG